Molecule: messenger RNA, 2870 nt
Organism: Bombus terrestris (buff-tailed bumblebee)
Lineage: Eukaryota; Metazoa; Arthropoda; Insecta; Hymenoptera; Apidae
Exons: 4
Coding region: 257-781 (174 amino acids)
Source: RefSeq, a predicted model, not a curated record
UUCUAAUAUUCAUAAGGUUUUCAAACGAUUAAAAAUAUAGUGUGAAAGGUAUCGGAUGAUGUUAUAAAAUAUUGUAACAGCUCAACUAUCGGAAGCACAGAUACAAAAGUUAGCUCGAGAACAAAAUUGCUUUCGAAGACUAGUGAAAUGGGUUUGUCAAUUAAGAACGGUUACGAGGAACACGUAUCCGAUCUUGAACAGUCUUCUUGAACGCAUCGGAAGGAGGGAUUUAAUCGCGUGUCUCGCAGAACUCAGCAUGAAAACUUCCAAGUCACCGAAAGUAAUUCGCGAAGCCCAAGCGGACGAUUUGGACGAAUACGAAGGAGUCGCGACAACAGCCACGCUGAAAGAGAAAGAUAGUAAUACAGAACCUCAACUCUCGGAGCAGAUGAUUCAGAAGAUCAGCGGACGUACUACUAUCAAACUGUCGUUGCACAGCGCAGGCAUCGUUCUCGCUUCAAUCAUAGUCGUAUCUUGUUUAUGCACUUUACUUAUAAGGAACAGACUGAUGAAACUAUUCGAUAGAAUACGAGGGAAGAAGAAGAAAGGUAAAUUUAUCGCGAUCGGAGAUGACAUAGAGGAUGUGUCUAGAAGUUACUUCAUUCGAAAGCCACGAAUAAAAAGGAAACGACCUCCGUCGUACGAAUUGGUGCACACAGCCACGCAAAACACCGCGCCACCUCCAUCUGUACCACAGGAACCGGAAGAACCAGAGCCGACGGCUUGUUACAGAUGUUACAAGAAGAAACGGAAGAAAAGCACCAAAAGACCGAAGAGAUGAAACAUGUAAUUAAAUGUACCAUUUAAGAUAAACAUGAAAAGACUCCUGCAUGGGUUGUAUAAAGCUCUCAUUAAACGUUCACGCGUGUAAUUUUUCUUUGCAACGAUCGUACACUGGCUCGUGAACGUUUACCAUAAAAAGUUCUCAUCAACGCGCAAUUUGUUGAAAUUUUAAUCGUAAUUAUAUUAUUGGUCAAAUUUGAAACUAAUUUAUACACAUUGUACGAUCUCGAGAACCAGUGGACGGAUUUUCAUGCGAUUUUCACCAUUCUUCAAAAGCAUUUCUCGAGUAAGAUUUAGGUUCGUGAAACGUUACACUAUGACAAAAGGAAACAGGAAUCGAAAAUAUUUAUAAACCACAGACAAUUUACGACCAUUCGCAACGCAAUGGUGACCUUCUACGCUGGAAUUGUAUUUUGUUUAGAAUCGCUGCCACUAUACAUAUAACGAGGUCAUGCGAUCCCCCCUCUCCAAGCAGCGUCUUCUUCUCUUCGGCGUAUGGCAUGUCAGAAACUGCCUCGCAACGAUAUUGUUUCACGGACUACAAAAUGUUUACUGAGCCAAUAGAAAUUCACCAAACCGUCGUCCAUAUUAUUAAAAACAAUUUUAUUAAGGUUCAGGACAAAGACCGGUCAUAUGAGCUGGUUAGAAGAUAUAUGUAGAGACGACAAGAUAUUUAUUGCAAACAUACACCUCGUAAUUUAGCAUAUAACAAGAAUAGAGGAGAAGAAGAAUUAUCUCAUUAAAUACCGCAGUUUACUAAUAUAAUUAAUAAUUGACCUUUUAAAUGCUUUCACGGUCUUUGCGAAAUGUGUACUUGCAACAAAUAUUUUGUAACUUCUAUAUCUAUACAUAUUCAGAUACAUCCCAAAUUUCACAAUUUUUUAGUACAGCUAGCAUAAUAUGUCCAUAAAAAGAUUCUUUAAGUAUCCAGGUAUUUCCAUGGGUCGCUGUGUGUCUAUUUGAUAAAAUAUAUUUGGCCACUCGACCAUGUAUAACUUCAACAACUGCAAAUUACCGAAUGAUGAGCGAAUCAUUCGAAAUUCGUCAGAGUUGAUCCCGUCUUAUUUGAAACUCGCCGAAGUCCGUCAGCCGUGAAAUUCGCCGAAGUUAAUUUCUCGCGAAACAAAGCAAAGGACGAUCAUUUUAUGUCGCCGUUUCGAGACGUUUCGUUUCGUGAACCUCACAAUGAAAGAAUUAUCAAGGACGCACGAGUGGCCCACAAGGUUAAGCCUCAUCGUUAUUCUAUUGCGAUACGAUGUCCUCGGCACGAUCGACGUCAAUUUAAACGAGUUGGAAUAUUUAGCCGCACGUCUUAAUCCUUUCGAGUGUCGACGCUUGAUAGCUGCGCUUCAUUAUAUCACUUACGAUCUACCGAACAAUCUUGCAGCUGCUGGUAAAUAGGUCGAUGAUCGAAUAGAAUACAAUAGCGACCAUAUCAGUUCUUCUUAUUGGAAGAAAUAUAUUGUAAUUGUAAAAUCAGUGGAAAAUUGAAUUAUAUCCAUCUGGUAUAAUGAAGAGAUUGAUAGACACGUCAAGAAACAUAAGCUAUGAUUUCAAUCGAGAUUUACUUAUUAACUUCUUCGAUUCUUUCUAUUGCUUCUGGGUGGGAUUCAAGUCGGGGGAUCGUUAUAACUAGAUCGUGAAGUGAAUAUUUAUUUAUUUUGUACUUAUAUGAAACCACGUAGAAUGUACAUAAUUCCCAAAAAUACAGAGAAUACUGCCGUGUAGCAUCGGACACGUAAAAACAACAAAAAGAGUUCGUAUAAACGCGUGUCUUAUUUGACUGCGUUUGUGAGCUAUAGCAAAUUUUACGUUGGAAUAAUUUGCCCGCUGGCAGUGUCGAAAUACUUCGCGAGAGAAUCGAGCAAGGCUUCCAGAAAAUCAAAACGAUACCUGGAGAAAUAGGAAGGGUAAGACGGUCAAUGGGUAAAAUGUCGCUGGGCUUGUGUUCGAAUGCAAGAAGGGUAUUUUCAACAUCUUUUGUGAAGGAAUGCAGAUAUAGUUCGUCAAAACUCGUAACUCGAAAAGUAGGUCAAAUGGGGUAUACGAACUUCUUUUUAUUGUUCACGUGCAGAAUCUAUCGUCGA